AUGCCACACGUCGAAGUCCUCCCUAAUUCAGCUACUCAAAUUGCGCCAGGAUGGACUUAUGUAGUGGACACUGGCUAUGACCCCUCCAAAAUCGCCAUAAACCCUAAGAACAAAAAGCGCGCUGCCGCCAAUCCCAACCAGCGCGGCGAAAAUGAGCUCAGCUCGCGACAGCAGACGGCCAUCGCACGGCGCAUAGCAGAGCUGAACCGAGACAACGAUCCGAAGCAAAUCAUAUCAAUACCCGGAAAGACUUCCAUUCCCAAGACGCAGAAUGCCCGAAGAAUUAUACAAUACCAGAGGCAGAUCAAGCACUGGCUCGACGAUGAGGAAGCUCAGCUCGCGCUGGUUCAACAGGCACCGCUACCGCGGUCCGCGACGACCGCGUCCCGCUUAGCAGCUCAACCGCUGCGACGAACUUCCACCGUACCACCUACACCCUCUGAGCUGACUCCUGCCCCGGCUGCGCCUACGCCGAACAAGCCGAUGUCCUCGCGCAUGGACCUCGAUGAUGAUCCACUCCUUGCCAUCGACAGCUCUAUGCCACUGCCGAUCAGCCAGCCCGAUCUCGACGCUCUGCUUUCUGCGCCCCCGCUAUCGUAUGCUGCCUCGCAUGUUGCUGCUCCUGCGCCAGGGGGGCCUCCGCAACGACACUUUUGCGACAACUGUGGUUAUUGGGGUAAGAUCAGGUGUCUGAAAUGCGGGGCGAGAGUUUGUGGCAUGGAAUGCAAAGACGCGCAUGAAGCGACUCGCUGUUUGAAGUGGACGUGA
Molecule: messenger RNA, 768 nt
Organism: Didymosphaeria variabile
Lineage: Eukaryota; Fungi; Ascomycota; Dothideomycetes; Pleosporales; Didymosphaeriaceae
Exons: 2
Coding region: 1-768 (255 amino acids)
Biological process (GO): chromatin remodeling
Cellular component (GO): Swr1 complex
Molecular function (GO): nucleosome binding
Source: RefSeq, a predicted model, not a curated record